CCUGGAAAUCACGUUCAAUUCUCAGGCAAGAUGAAGUUCUCUGCCGUUGCUGCCGCCAUUCCGGCGCUCGCUGGCGUUGCCAACGCUUUCUACACCAAGGAAGACUAUGUCUCGGGUAAAGUGCACAGCGACAUUAUGGAGGAGAAGAUGAGGCAGUGGCACGAACACGAGGUUGCCGGCGACUACCAGAGUGCAAAGUGGUCUGGCUUCGAUAAAUGGUCCAGCGGCAAGGGAAAGUCAGUGAAGUGCCGCAACGGGCUGGCAGUCGCCAAGGAGGGUGACCCACUCCAGACAUUCCGCUGCAAGGACACGGAUCUGUACGACUUCAAGUCACACGCCGAGCUUGGUGGCAACGACAGCUCCGGUUCUGGCUCUUGGGGUUGGACCUUUGGUCGUCGCGAGUUCGCCGCUAUUGGACAAUCAGAUGGUGUGGCUUUCGCUGAAGUCACCAGAGAUGGCAAGCUGGAAUAUCUUGGACGCCUGCCCCAGCAACACACUGCUCUUCCAUCGCAAUGGCGUGAGCUGAAGACCAAUGGCAACUACUUGGUUGUCGGAUCCGAGGCUGUGAACCAUGGAGUGCAAUUCUUCGAUAUGCGCAAGCUGCUCACUCUGAGCCCCCGUCGGCCAAAGACCUUCGACACCCGUACAGACCUCACUGGAUGGUUCAACGAGCUCCCAGCUGGUCGAUCGCACAAUGUUGUCGUCAACGAGGAGCUGAACUAUGUCGUUGCCGUCGGUGCUCAGCCAAGAAACGAUUCUUGUGCGGCCGGCUUGAUCUUCAUCGAUGUGAAGGACCCAAAGAACCCAAAGAAGACUGGCUGCGCGCCUCAGGAUGGUUACAUCCACGACGCUCAAUGCAUUGUCUACCGCGGUCCAGACAAGAAAUACAACGGAAAAGACGAAGAUACGCUCACGAUAUACUUAGUCGAAAACAAGAACGGCGGCAAUGCCAGCACAGUCAUUUCAAGGACGCCAUACAAGGGCGCGAGCUACACUCACCAAGGCUGGGUCAUCGACCCCAACUGGCAGACUCACUUGAUCAUGGACGACGAACUUGACGAGGGUCUCCGCCCAGACCGUGCCAGCCCAGAGUCCCCAGCGCUCGAUGGCUUCCCAGUCACUUAUAUCUUCAAUAUCGAAUCACUUGAGAAACCGGUGAAUACCGGAUUUUACAAGAGCGGCGUCCGCAGCAUCGACCACAACCAAUAUAUCUACGAUGGCUUGGCAUACCAGUCCAAUUACGGCGCUGGACUUCGUGUCCUCGAUAUCUCAUCGAUCCCAGAGAAGGAGGAUGGAUCCGAGAUCGAGGAGGUUGCAUUCUUCGACAUCUACCCAGAGGACGACAACGAGCCAGGUGGUGGCAACGCCACUUUCGUCGGAACCUGGAACCACUACACGUACCCAUCCGGCUACGUCGUUGUCAAUACCAUCGAGCGUGGAGCUUUCGUUGUGAAGCUCAGCAAGUUCCGUGGUCGUGGAAAGGGCAAGCGCUACGUGCGCCGUGGUCAGCUUUAGAUUCGCACGAAGUGUGCACUCAUGAUAUAUGAUCUCCAUCAAUCAAUGAGUUGAAACUUUCAGCUUUCUUCUCCCAAGGUGGCAGUGCCUCUUGUCCUAUUCAUCGAGAGUGAAGUCUCCAGAUCGUCGAUCGCGUGCCCACGAAUGCAACAAUCAGGGUCUCUUCCAAGUCUCCAAUCCCCAUC
Molecule: messenger RNA, 1700 nt
Organism: Cercospora beticola
Lineage: Eukaryota; Fungi; Ascomycota; Dothideomycetes; Mycosphaerellales; Mycosphaerellaceae
Cellular component (GO): extracellular region
Source: RefSeq, a predicted model, not a curated record